UUCUGCAUCCCUUGGAUGACUCCCUGCUCCAGCAAACCAUGUGUUUGUGUGUUUGAGUAGUGCUGUCCACCAGAUCGUUUCACUUAGAUAACACUAAUUCAGGAACAGGAGGAGUAGUGCGAAAUUGCUUUUAAAAAGGAAACAAAACAAAACAAAACAAAACAAAACAAAGUAAGAGAACUAUUCGGGGGGGAAGUGUUCGGGCAGGAAGUGUCCCGUGCAGAACGGCAGGAUUAUCUCAGGUUUCUCUUUUCCUAGGAAUGUAGUAACUUCCCCGUGGGUUGUUUUGUGGGCGGUGUUUUUGAAUUUAUGCUAAUUCAGCUUCGCCGACAGGGAGAGGAGCCGUGUCUCGGUGCCACAGCUCUCCUGACAGCCGGCAGUGGCGGGCGGCCGCCGGGCCGGGCCGGGCCAUGGUGUGACAGGGCCACUCGCCCUCCCGCCGGUGUCGCCAGCAGCGCGGCCGACAUGUGCCUAUGACCAUGGAGAUGAAGGACUCGGGCAGCGUGGUGCUGACAGCCUACCAUCCCCACAGCCCGGCCAGGAUCCCGGGCAUGGAGCAGAGCUUCGUACAGGACAUCCCCCCCAGCCAUUCGCCCACCAGCAGAAAGUCUCUCUCUCGUUGUCGAAGAAUUAACAGGAUGCUUUCCAACGAGUCAGUACCUCCUGCCUUCAGUCGCUCCAAUUCUCAGGCCUCCAUGGACAGCACUUCCAUGGAGGACUUCUGGUGUGAAGUAGCGAGCAUCAAAGAGAGCAGAGAAGAUGGAUCUGAAGAAGCAAUGCUCUUGGAGUUCAAACCUGCUGAUGAAGGGGAACUGGAGGCAGAAUGGCUGCAAGAUGUAGGUUUAUCCACGUUGAUCUCAGGAGCUGAAGAGGAGGAUGGCCAAGCCCUGCUGUCCACUCUGACCAGAACUCAAGCUGCUGCUGUACAGAAGAGGUACAACACCUACACUCAGACCCUGAGGAAGAAGAACAAGCACACAGUCCGGGAUGUGAGAGAUAUCUUUGGCACCAGUGACUCUUCUCCCACAUUUGAUACAGUUCCAGUGUCACCAGUAUCUUCUAAUGGCAUCCAGCUCCCUGGGCAGAAGCCAGUUUGGAAAUCAGUUAGCUCUAAGAGCUGUCUAGACUGUGGAACAGAUAAGAGCAGCCCAUCCAUAACAGAAGAGCUCUCCUAUGAUGUCUCUUUCUCAGAAUCCAUUACAGUCCUUCCAAAAACCCAAGAGUGGCCAAAAAACCAGAGGUUCAAAAAGGAAGACUCAGCUUUGCCAAAAUUCAUUGUUCGGAAAAGCCGUUUUGGACUGACAGAGGUCGGGGACCUCUCUCCCGAAGACAUGAAGAAGAUCCGCUACCUCUCCCUGAUCGAGCUCACAGCCUUCUACGACGCACUGGGCGUGGAGCUGAAGAGGAACCGCCUGGAGAGGGUGCGGGGACGAGAGAAUGGUCUUUUCGGAGUUCCUCUCACCGUACUGCUGGAGAAUGAUCAAAAGAAGGUUCCUGGAACAAAAGUGCCCCUUAUCUUCCAAAAACUGCUGCUCAAGCUUGAGGAAACAGGUUUGGAAACUGAAGGAAUUCUGCGGGUUCCUGGAUCUGCCUCCAGAGUCAAGAAUCUCCAUCAAGAACUUGAAGCAAAAUUUUAUGAAGACACCUUUGACUGGGACCAAGUACGAAAUAACGAUGCAGCAGGACUGCUAAAAAUGUUUAUAAGAGAACUCCCAAGCCCACUCUUCACAGUAGAAUAUCUGCCUGCAUUCAUCAUGCUAGUAGAAAAAAUCUCCAAGAUCAAGUUACAACUACAAGCUUUGCAUUUGUUGAUCAUGCUGAUGCCUGAAGCCAACAGAGACACAGCCAAGGCCUUUCUUCAGUUCCUGAAGAAGGUGGUUGCUAAUGAAGGGAAAAACAAGAUGAAUUUAUGGAAUGUGUCUAUGAUUGUUGCGCCAAACCUCUUCAUCUACAAAGGGAAACGUGCAAACCAACAAGAAAUGCAAGCAGCCGCCACCACUGCGCACAUUGUGCGGCUUUUAAUCCGGUACCAGGACAUCCUGUGGACAGUCCCAUCCUUCCUGAUUUCCCAAGUGAGAAAAAUGAAUGAGGCAGCAAUGAACAACAGCAAGAGACAACUAAUGUUUGACAAAGGAGUGAGAAAACUUUUGAGGAGAAAGACUAUGGAACGGGAGAGACCUGAAAGACCAGAGUCUGACAUACCGGAGGGAGUGAUAAGAGUUUAUGCUCCACUGCAUUCAAAAGUCUCUAUGGCAAUUCAACUCAACAGCCAAACAAAAGCCAAAGACAUCUUGGCUCGAUUCCACUGUGAAAACAGCCAUGGAUCAUCACAGAACAUGAGAGGCCAUAUCCAAAGUUUACAUGAAAUUGGAGGAAAUAUAGGUCAGCACUGUCUGGAUCCAGAUGCAUUCAUGCUAGAUGUCUACCGUGCAAAUCCUCAGGCAGAAUGGGUGAUAAAACCAAAAGCCAGCUGAAGCAGAUGGCAGCAGUAUACUGGACAAAAGCCAAAUGGACAGGAGUGAUGCCUGUCAUUUUAAGCAGCUCUUGCAGAGACAUAACAAAAUGGUAUCCACAGGACAUCAUUCCUACCUACUGUACUGUCCAGCUGAUGGUCAGCACAUAGUACUUUUGGUAUUCCAGCUACCAAAGCAUCGGAAAAAUAUCAGUUAUGCUUUCAUAUGGAUUACACUUGUGCCAGUUGGCCCAGGAGGUGAGGAGGGCAGACCAAGGUACGGUGUUCGUUUCCUGACCUGGUGUUAGAACAAUUUUUGGAAAUAAUGCAGUGGCAUCAGAUGAAUGAAACACUACUGACCACAGCAUGACACAGAAGCAUGACAGACACUGGAGAAGGGAAGAUGUCUGUCAGGCAUGGAAGGCGGGAUCUCAACAUGCAGCAGUGCCAAGACAGCUGUGUGAAAACCAAACCCUUCUCCUGAAAGUAAACCCAUACAGUGUGUGUUACUGCAAUGCUUGUGUCUCUCAGUCGCUCCUCAUGAGUACCUGAUGCUGGGGGAGGGAGGCAGGAGGAGGAACUACAGACAGCUGUACCGCUCAGUGUACGUACCACUGUAUAUCUCACUACCAGUCUUCCAAAAUCAUCUGUCUGGAUCCCUCAGCUGUGUGCAAUUGUAAUGCCACAAACCACACUCCCCUCCCUUCUCCUGUCACACAAGUUUAAGGAGACAAAGGGUAGGUGAGGAGGGGAUAUGCCCCCAGCUCUGCCUUUUACUUGAUACUCUCAGAACUAAAUCUGUGUAAUGCCAGAUUAUGAGAUGAGUUAAUGGUGCCACUUACAGUCAUCACCAUUUUUGUUAAUCAUUAUAUUUUCUAAUUUGUAACCUAAUUCUUUUUAUUUUGUUUAUUUUAGCUUUAAUAUGUAAGCAAUUUUUAUACUCUUCAGCUGCAUCAACAAGAGAGAUCUUGUUCAGGUCUUGGAUAAUACAGCAUGGAGAAGCCACUGGGCUUCCAAUGAGAAAAGGGAUUUAAUAAUUUACACAUUAGGUCUUUAAAACCACAGCCAAUCUAGGCCCAGUUGUGCUGGAGGUUUUACAGUACAUAGCAAAUUGCAGCUGGCAUGAAGUCUAAGCAAACACACAGGCUGACAAGAGACUAGUGAGCUGCCACUGAAUUGGAAAUGUCAGAUAGGUUGUCUCAUUUGGAGCUAGUCACAAGAGCAGGUGGUGUCAGUCAUCUCACUUUGGGCUGUGCUGAACUAAAAGAGGUUUGCUGAGUAAGGAAAUCACAAAUCUCUGGACAAGAGCCAGUUGUUUUUUAAUCUGUGUCAUAUGCAAUAAGUGGGAACCAAUGCCUUCAACUGCACUGCACUGCCCCCAUCAUUAGAUGAUGAUGUUACACAAUGAAACCACCCUCAGCCUGAGCAAUGAUUUUUGUUCCUGAUCUGGACACAGGGAUGAGGCAGCAGCUCUGUUUAUUAUCUAGCAACCUAGAAGCACUCUGAACUAAGUCCUCCAGGUGAACUGGAGGUAAAUAAAGUCUGCUGUCCUGCUGUCUGUAACUUGUGAUGCUCUGCUGAAGCUGUGCACUGAGGGUCUGAACCAGAAGCAGACCCUCUAAAAUGUGUCAAGUUAAUCGUGAUCUCUUUUAUUGUUAGCAGUCAGUGAAAGAAGUCAACAUUGAAUCAGUAACUUUAUAGCAACAAUAAUGUCUACAGAGGGCAGAUCCUGUCUCCUUUCUUAUCUUCUUGAUAAAAAAUGAACAACAUUUUCUUUAAAACAGUGACAUUUUAAACUUCCUAGUUGUUUUGGCAGGUUUUUUGUUUUGUUUUGUUUUUUUGUUUUGGGUUUCUUUGUUGUUGUUCUUGGUUUUUUGAGUUUUUUGUUUGUUUGUUUGUUUGUUUUGUUUUGUUAUUCCAUUUUCUUCUUAACACUAAAGGAGACACAGUUGCAGCCAGGAAAAAAACAGGACAAUUGUAUUAUAAAAUACACUCCUUCUUUUGACAAUAUUUAUUUUAAGUAUACAAGAGAUAGUAGGUCUGUGGCUUGUUUGUAGGACUAAGCAUAAACAUUUUGUCUUGUGCUUUGUUCCUGAUACCCUUUAGUUCCCUCUGUGGCAAUCGACAGCUCUUUCUGCUUAUGCUGCCCUUGAAUGUAAAGCCCCAGCUGUAAAGCAGGACUAGUACUUUCUAUAUAAAGGCAACAUGAGAAUUAAUUGAGUUAAAUUCUACUCUCAGAAACAGUUCCCUGAGCAGAUCAGGAGUAAUGAACAUCCAUCUGGGAAGAACAAACUCAGCAAAGGCUUUUUAUGUGGAAAGUGCUUUGAAUAUAAUCAGAUAAAUGCUAAGUAUCAUUGUAUCUAUAGCAAACUAAAAGGCAUUCUGUGACUAUACAGAAAGCAUAAACCAAGGAAGUAAUUUGAAGUGUCAUAGCAAAUGAGCUAACUUCCUACAGUACUUUCAGACAAACGCAUUGACCUCCUCCAUCUUGCCCACUCACUUCACUCUGUGCUCUCAAUGGCUGUGCAAGGGAAAGGACAGAGCAGCCCUGUGUUCAUGCUGCAACUUGCUCAGCACGUUCUGGACCUCAUCAAUGUUAUUUCUGAAAUAGAUCUCCCUGCAUUCUGUAUAGAAUAUAAGGGGGUUUUGUACCACUUUUACCACUUCACAACUUAGGGACGUCAAAUAUGAUAUAACAUGCUGUGAGCUCUUGUUUUAUGCUGAAACUGCUUAUAAGACAUGCAUAUUAGCAGAUGAACUGGAUUAUACAUAGAGUGGCCAAAUACCUCCUGUCUCUGAAACAGAAUGUCAUAAUUCUCUUUUGAUACAAAUGGCCCUAAUGACCCAUGUGUAGUGAGUGGUUAAUACCGUUCCACAUUAAGUUGUUUUGUAUUGUUUUGGUACACUAACUUGAUUUAAUAUGCAGCAGACAAAUGGAACAAGCUCAAUCACAUUUUGAAAUAUGAGGUCCCAACUUUAGGUCUUAUAUUUCAAGAUACUGGUUGGAGGCAUGAGGAAUUUUGUUUCUCCUAACAGAAUAUGAAGUCAAAACUAAGCUGCAAGAGGAUUGUCACCUAACAAAAAGUAACAUAUGUGGAAAGCUAUUAGUAAGAAAGUGGUAGCAAGCAGAGAGAAAUUUGCUGAAAUUCCAAAGAUGCCUCAAGCAUUUAUAUACUCCACGGUUCUACAAGGACAGCAUUUUGCAUAUCAACACAUAGAGAGAGAGUAUUGUAAAAAGCAGGUGUUUCAAAACAGACUGGAAUGCUUUAACCUGCAUAUGCAGUGAAUAUCAUUAGAAAGUCUGUGUGUGUGCAAAUGUGUCUGUGUCCAUGUAUAAUAUUAACUACCUCACUCUGCAUUUUCCAAGAAAAAUAUUUUGGCUUAGACAUUUACUAUUUAAUCUAUUAUCAAUUUACAUUAAUGCUGACAAAAUUUUUUUUGUAUGAGGCAAGAUUUGAAAUUACAAAAGAAUAUAUAGUAAAAUACGUAUUUCGGCAUAUGGAUGAAAUUUUAUCUAAAACAUGUUGCCUAAAUUAUGCUUGUAAUGUGAACCUUGUAAGAUCAAAUGUUGGGGUUAAUAGACAAUGAAUACAAACACACUGUGUUUCAUUUUUAUUUUUCAAUGGGUUUCUAUUAAUGUGUGUCUUCUCUGAAAAAUAAUACAAUGCCACUAAUUGAAGUGAAGUGUUUGUAUGUUUUCCUCACAAUCCUCAUUAAGUUAUGUGUUUUGUUGAAGUACGCCAACAUGUAAGUGUAUUUGUACAGCAGUGUGUCCACUGUAUUGUAUCCAUGUCAAAAAUAAAAACAAUACAACAAA
This is a messenger RNA of Taeniopygia guttata (zebra finch), 6269 nucleotides long. RefSeq names its product Rho GTPase activating protein 28 (gene ARHGAP28). Gene Ontology annotation, biological process: regulation of actin filament polymerization; regulation of small GTPase mediated signal transduction; negative regulation of stress fiber assembly. NCBI's taxonomy places the organism in Eukaryota, Metazoa, Chordata, Aves, Passeriformes, Estrildidae. The record is from RefSeq and is a predicted model, not a curated record. Gene Ontology annotation, cellular component: cytoplasm. Gene Ontology annotation, molecular function: GTPase activator activity.